AUGUGGUGUACCCGUUGGUUUCUGCCGCUUUUACUUCUGCCUUUGCCCACUGCGCCGCCGUACUUUCUCAUUCUCUUCCUCUUCUCAUUAACUAUGCAUGCAAAGCCAUGCUUUUAUUGCAUUGUGCUGCUGACCACCCUCUUCAUAUCGUCAUGCUACUGGCAGCCUUUCCCGCUUGACAGUCCAUUGGCCACGCCUUGGUCCGAAAACAUCACAACUUUUGCAGAAGCUCUUAAUGCAACGCUUAUGCCCAACCACUCGCAGCCGUUACCGAAUGUGAUACGUGCUGCAGAUCGGUGUUGGUGUGAUUUCUCCGCAGGUGGAUUGUUUGAGCCGUUUAAUAUAUCGCGCUGGGAACACGUCAGCGUUGAGCGCUUGAGGGAACAACUGGAACGACAGGAAGUGCAAGCGGUUCCUACACCCACUGAGUCGGAGUCAAGAACUGAGAUGCCACGGACGGCAACUCCUACGACAACGAAUGGGUUCUGGCCACAGUGGCGGACGAGGAUGGUUGAAAACGAGACGGAGACGCAGCAGGAAACUAUGGAGUAUCGCACAGAGUAUAUGCGCAAAGAGUAUGAUUUGCGACCAUUUGGACUGGGUUUGAUUGUAGAUGUUGGAUGGUCAUAA
Molecule: messenger RNA, 630 nt
Organism: Laccaria bicolor S238N-H82
Lineage: Eukaryota; Fungi; Basidiomycota; Agaricomycetes; Agaricales; Hydnangiaceae
Exons: 3
Coding region: 1-630 (209 amino acids)
Source: RefSeq, a predicted model, not a curated record